CUGGGUGUCCGUCGGAAAGUGAAGUGUGUUUGGCGUGCUAGUGGUCUCAGAGUUUCUUCCUCUACUGUCUGUCCUUCGUUACCUGUUGUUUUCGUUUUUCAACUCCACUCGAGAGGUUUUAACUCACUAUUAUAAAAAAUAAGGCCUGUGGCUGAUUUAUGGGACGUUUUAGAAAAGUUGCUGAAGUGCUCUUUGAGGAACCGGUGGACGGCGGACCGUUGCGAAGAUGGAUAAGCUAACCGAUAGCUGAGUUUUGUUAGCCGAAAACCACAGGUCAAGAAUAGGUUCAGGCUAGCAUGCUAACACUGAGCUAAUUUAGCAUUUCGUCGGCUAACCGAGUGACUUUAACUUGUAACGUCAGAACUACGAACGGUUGUUUCUCGGGCCUGGUUCCCACACAGUUCGUCACAGGCCAGCUAACCCAGGAAAAACACUCGGUGUGUAUCCAAAGGGAAAAAAAGAGACAGAGAAGUUUUGUUUGUUUGAGAGGCGGCUGUUCGUCUCUCAGCCAAGACCGAGAGCAUGCUGUCCAACGCACAGAACCAGCCACUGUUUCCCAACCCGGCGGGGCAGCAGAACACAGCCGGGCAGCAGAACCCUCCGGGCCAGUUCCUUCCGUUUCACGCCAGACCCAGCUUACAGAUAAAGAAGAACGCCAUAACGGAUGACUACAAGGUGACCAGCCAGGUGUUGGGGCUGGGCAUCAAUGGCAAGGUGCUCGAAAUUUUCCAGAAGAAGACUGGAGACAAGUAUGCACUGAAGAUGCUCCAGGAUUGUGCAAAGGCACGGAGGGAAGUGGAGCUCCACUGGAGGGCUUCACCUUGUGCCAACAUUGUACGCAUCAUUGAUGUCUAUGAGAACCUCUAUCAGAACAGGAAGUGUUUGCUUAUAGUCAUGGAGUGCAUGGAUGGUGGUGAACUCUUUAGUCGAAUCCAGGACAGGGGAGACCAGGCCUUCACAGAGAGAGAGGCCUCUGACAUCAUGAAGAGCAUAGGAGAAGCAAUUCAGUUCCUGCAUGCUGUCAACAUUGCACACAGAGACGUUAAGCCAGAGAAUUUACUGUAUUCUUCAAAAAGACCCAGUGCACUGCUCAAACUCACAGACUUUGGCUUUGCUAAGGAGACAACUUCACACAACUCUUUAGCUACCCCCUGCUACACACCGUACUAUGUUGCUCCAGAGGUUCUGGGCCCAGAGAAAUAUGACAAGUCGUGUGACAUGUGGUCAUUAGGUGUCAUCAUGUAUAUACUGUUGUGUGGGUACCCUCCUUUUUAUUCUAACCAUGGUCUUGCCAUCUCUCCUGGGAUGAAGAAGAGGAUCAGGAUGGGCCAGUAUGAGUUUCCAAACCCUGAGUGGUCUGACGUAUCAGAGGAAGCUAAACAGCUGAUCAGGACACUCCUUAAGACAGAGCCAACACAAAGGAUGACCAUCACUGAAUUCAUGAAUCAUCCAUGGAUCAAUCAAUCAAUGGAGAUUCCCCAGACCCCACUUCACACCAGCCGGGUGCUAAAGGAAGAAAAGGACGCAUGGGAGGAUGUCAAGGAGGAAAUGACCAGUGCCUUGGCGACAAUGAGGGUUGAUUAUGAGCAGAUCAAGAUCAAGACCAUUGAAGACUCAACCAAUCCCCUGCUAACAAAAAGAAGAAAGAAAGCCACUAACAGCAUGGCAGACACACAGUCUGGUGCCUGCUGAGAGCUGCACGAAUGCAUGCACAUACAAACACAGGUUGUAAAAAAAGAAAGCAAUAACUUUUCAACAUGUGAGUCGCAAUGCAUGGAUUUUAUCAGUGUUUUAUUUUUCAUGGCAAAUUCUAAUGUUUUGUAGGAGUGUUUUGUUUUUAUUACUCUACCAUUUUAACAAGCCCAACCCUCUGCUCUGGCAAAGUGGAUCUGUUUUUACACCCGUGAAGAGAUUACGAUUUAUAGAAAAGGAGAGGAGAGGGAAUCUGUAAAAAUUUCUUUUCCUUUUUUCCCUUAUGUCAGGUUUUAAACUGAGAGGGGCUCGAUUGUUGGAAUAGGACAUGAAGCCUUAGCAUUAGCAGUACUUUUUCCUCCACAGCCCUGUUCUAGCACCAUCCCCUCACCAGUGAAUGUUUUGUUAAAUGGCUAAAUCCCAAAAAUAAAAGCAAGGGAAAUUUCUUUUACGUACAUUCAGAGUUAGCAGAUGUAUUUUGAACUGACGAGUGGAAUGUAAGGACUCUGUGCCCGACUGUUGAAAUUAGGAUAGUUGCUCAUAGUUGAGUCUGUCAGGUUCAUUGUGUCGUAGUGAAUGUUUAACAGAGGCCUAUGCACUCACUCAAGGGCCAUGUGCCAUUCUGACAGAGCACCUCACUCUUGGCUCCUCUCUCCUUUUUGUUUUUUUUGUUUUUUUUUAUCGACACUUGUUUUUCAGAGAAUUAGUUUUAGGCCAGGGAAGGAUGCAAGGUUUAAGAACAGAAACUGGCUCAACCUUUCUCCUGUAUGUAGCUCAAAGAAGAGAAGGAGUCAACUGAUACUGUAUUUUUUCAUGGAUUUUAUGAACUUAUUGUAAAAGGCCUUAAUGAGUGUUGCUAAAUCAGCAAAUGACGUUUGAUCCCUACCUACCAUUUGGUUCAGGCUUGCACCAGUGUUAAGCUUCAGAUUUUAUAACAUUGCCAGAUUAUAUUUCAGGUUAAUGCUAUGCAGAUGUGUUUGUUAACAAGUGAAGUGCAAGUACUGCUAGGACCUUUUUUGGUUUGUGUGGAUUUCUGUUUGUCUUAGAGAGACAUCAGGUGACAACAUGGAGCGUUUGUAUGAGUUUGUGUUGUCAGUGGCACCUUGUAGGGAAUUCAUGUUUCAGACCGUCUGGUCCAGGUCAGACUGUCUCUCUGAAAUGAUCACUUAGUGAUACUUAAGAAGGGACUAAUCUGGUUUGAAUCAACCUCCAGCGUGUGUCUUCACACUUUGCCUGAGGCGUGAUAGAAAGUACAAAUUACUAUAGAGCUGCUCCCUCGCCUCAGAGCAGAAUCUGAAAUAACACCAGCAAGCAUCCAAACAGCGUAUGAUGGUUGGUUUCUCUUUAAUGUUUUGCUAACCUAAUGGGGCACUGUCCAUCUCACAUGGGAUCAUGGGACAUGAUUAUGUUUGUUUUGUGAGUCUGGUCCUCUUCACUUUGUAAAAUCACAUCCUAAUUACCUGUCACAUCACACCCACAAAUUUCUCACUGUAAAAAUGUUCAUUGAAUUGUUGUGAUUUUUUUUUUCUUUCAUCCCCCUCAACACUUUUUGUAGUUGAAUCACAGAUGUGUCUAUCAUUUUUUUCCUUGUCAUUGAGUCUGUUUAGCUCCACCUGCCGUACUUUUGUCUGCUAAGCUUUGGAUUAAAAAACAUUGAA
Molecule: messenger RNA, 3350 nt
Organism: Cheilinus undulatus (humphead wrasse)
Lineage: Eukaryota; Metazoa; Chordata; Actinopteri; Labriformes; Labridae
Gene: mapkapk2a
Product: MAPK activated protein kinase 2a
Exons: 10
Coding region: 523-1692 (389 amino acids)
Biological process (GO): response to cytokine; protein autophosphorylation; vascular endothelial growth factor receptor signaling pathway
Cellular component (GO): cytoplasm; nucleus
Molecular function (GO): calcium/calmodulin-dependent protein kinase activity; calcium-dependent protein serine/threonine kinase activity; mitogen-activated protein kinase binding
Source: RefSeq, a predicted model, not a curated record